CACAUUCGGAUUCGGGGUGGAGCAGUCCGAGCAGCCAAAAGGGAGGAAAAAAAUGUGAAGGGUAAAAAAAAGUUCCUCGUUGCGACUCCUCCAGCCCUCUUAGUUUCCAAAUGUUCACUGUAGCAGUGCGUGCUCUCUUCGGUUCACCCUGGCGAGCUGCGGCUUAGAAAAAGGAACUUCCACAGUGAACAGAGAGCUGCGAGAGAGAUCGGAGCGCAAGCUGAAGUUGUGACAGUUUGUGGAGGGAGAGCGCUUUGGGGAGGUUUUACGCAUUGCGCAGGAUGCAGGCGCGCUAUUCCGUCUCCAGUCCCAAUUCUUUGGGAGUCGUGCCCUACAUCAGCAGCGAUCAGAGCUACUACCGGGCCGGCGGGGGAUACACGGGAAUGCCUGCGGCUAUGAGCAUGUACUCGCAUGCAGCCCACGAGCAGUACCCGGCCAGCAUGGCCCGGCCGUACGGACCGUACACUCCUCAGCACCAGCCGAAGGACAUGGUGAAACCCCCUUACAGCUACAUCGCCCUCAUCACCAUGGCGAUUCAGAACUCGCCAGAGAAGAAGAUCACCCUGAACGGGAUUUAUCAGUUUAUCAUGGAGAGGUUCCCCUUCUACCGGGACAACAAGCAGGGCUGGCAGAACAGCAUACGGCACAACCUGUCCCUCAACGAGUGCUUUGUUAAAGUGCCCCGGGACGACAAGAAGCCCGGUAAGGGCAGCUACUGGACUUUGGACCCCGACUCCUACAAUAUGUUUGAGAACGGCAGCUUUCUACGGCGCAGGAAGAGGUUCAAAAAGAAGGACGUGCAGAGGGAUAAGGACGAGCGGGACAGGCAAAGCAAAGAUCCCUCUGUCCGCACGGCGGGCCGGGAGCCCGAGCCGCCCAUGCAGGGCUCCCAGCCGGUGCGGAUCCAGGAUAUAAAGACUGAGAAUGGGAACUCCACGCCGCCUCAGGCCGCAUCCCCGACCCUGGGCGCCGUGCCCAAAAUCGAGAGUCCAGAUAGCAGAAGCAGCCUGUCAACGGGCAGCCCGCACAGCGUCCCCUCCACCCGGUCACUCAGCAUCGAAGGAACCGAGCACCAUCACCACGGCCAGGCCCCUGCGCAGGGCUUCAGCGUGGAUAACAUCAUGACCUCCAUGCGGGGGUCUCCGCAGGCCGAGCUCUCCCCACCUCACAUCGCCUCCUCUCGGACAGGUAUCGCCCCUUCACUGUCGCUCAGCUACUCGCCGAACCAGACGUCCGCUUACAGCUCAACGACCUGCAACCAGAACGUCAUUUCCACGAGCUCCAACGCCACUUAUCACUGCAAUAUGCAAGCCAUGAGUCUAUACGCAGGGGAUAGAUCCUCCAGCGGCCACCUCGCCCCUUCAACCACGGUGGACGAGGCUCUGCCCGAUUAUUGCAUCACCACGACCACCGCGUCCUCACUUGGGCACGGAAACCUGAGCCAGGCGGGUCAGGACGGUCACCACGCGCACCAGGGUCGGCUCGCAUCCUGGUAUGGGGACCUGAGUCACUUGAGCCCGGGUUACCCGGCGCAGCAGCAGAACUUCCACUCGGUGCGGGAGAUGUUUGAGUCCCAGCGGAUCGGGCUGAACGGCUCUCCAGUGAACGGGAAUAAUAGCUGUCAGAUGGCCUUCCCGUCCGGACAGUCCAUCUACCGCACCUCAGGAGCUUUUGUUUAUGACUGCAGCAAGUUCUGAAAGCCAAGCGCAUCUUUUAAAUUAAUAACUCUAAUAUAUAAUUUCUCUAUAUAUUUUUUUGUACUUUUGGUCUUUCAUUCACACUCCGAAUGGACAAGCGAUUCAGAGAGAUUUUUUUGUCUUUUGUAUUUUUUGUGCAGAGCUGUGUAACACCAAAAACACGUAAGUUUCCUUCCCUCUCACUUCGAGAAUAGUUUCUAAAGAUGGCUCAAACCCGGCUGUUACGACUAGACUGUAAAUUAUAGCCUAAUAUAGUAAUUUAUUUUUUAGGAAAAGGGAGUGGUUGGACAUUGAGGACCAAACACUUUUUUCCCCUCCGCAGUUUUCUUAUUGCUGCAUUUUAAUUGUCCCAGUUCUUGUAUAGAAAUAGAGGGACUGUGUAGCCUUUGCUGACUUAUUCUAUUCAUUUUGUGUUAUUUGUUUAAAAAAAUAUUUUGAAGGCAUUACAUUUUGUUUUGUUUAAUAAAGUGCCGUUUAUUUGAAUUUGAGUGAUUUAUUAGUAACGCUAGAGGAAAAGUAAAGGGACAUUUCUUGAAUUUAGAAAUAGCUGCACGGUAGUUAAAAUAUAUUUCAAUUCAAAAAUGUAUUAUAAAGCGCUAAAUUCACCU
Pelmatolapia mariae (spotted tilapia) is the source of this 2305-nucleotide messenger RNA. RefSeq names its product forkhead box C1-A-like. Bases 282 to 1697 code for a protein of 471 amino acids. Lineage: Eukaryota; Metazoa; Chordata; Actinopteri; Cichliformes; Cichlidae. The transcript has a single exon. Gene Ontology annotation, biological process: anatomical structure morphogenesis; regulation of transcription by RNA polymerase II; cell differentiation. The record is from RefSeq and is a predicted model, not a curated record. Gene Ontology annotation, molecular function: DNA-binding transcription factor activity, RNA polymerase II-specific; RNA polymerase II cis-regulatory region sequence-specific DNA binding.